Molecule: messenger RNA, 1093 nt
Organism: Paralichthys olivaceus (Japanese flounder)
Lineage: Eukaryota; Metazoa; Chordata; Actinopteri; Pleuronectiformes; Paralichthyidae
Gene: crebl2
Product: cAMP responsive element binding protein-like 2
Biological process (GO): regulation of DNA-templated transcription
Cellular component (GO): nucleus
Molecular function (GO): DNA-binding transcription factor activity
Source: RefSeq, a predicted model, not a curated record
AGCUAAUUUACCAACCGCCAAUGCACCGCAGAAGAAGAAGAGCAAACCGGAUGUAAACAAGUUACUCUGAGUUAUUGUUGUUAGCGCGGGUUUAAAUUAGUCCAGAUUGUUGUUGUUGGCGCGGGUUUAAAUUAGCCUGAAUUGUUGUCGUUAGCUUGGGUUCACGUUGAAUUUGUUGCUUCUCGUGUUUUCGUGAUAUUAGCCGUUAGCCGACUGCAGCUAUCAACAUGGAUGACAACAAGAUGGUGGCUGGUAAAGUCAAGAAACCGGGGAAACGUGGACGUAAACCUGCGAAAAUCGACCUGAAGGCCAAACUGGAGCGAAGCCGACAGAGCGCCAGAGAGUGUCGAGCGAGGAAGAAGCUGAGGUACCAGUACCUGGAGGAGCUGGUGUCGAGUAAAGAGAGAGCCAUCUGUGCCCUGAGGGAGGAGCUGGAGAUGUACAAACAGUGGUGUUCGGCCAUGGAUCAGGGGAAAAUCCCGUCAGAGAUCAAAGCGCUGUUGACCGGGGACGAGCAGAGAACGCCUCAAAGCGGCGGCGGCACCAAGACGUCCAAGAACAGCAAGAACAGCAAGAACAGCGUCAGCAGCAUCAGUCAGGGUUAACCUGAGCGGCAAGGGAACGCUCCGCCUCUGACAGAGGUUGCAGACUGCUGAGAUAAACUGCUGCUGUCAAUCAUCCUCAACACACAUGUUAACGUUCACACUAACACACAGGAAGUGGCAGAUACACAUUUUCUUUCCGCCAGUUUCUUGUUUCGUAGACGAACAUGAAUCUGCGUUCAAGUUCCUGAUUCAUGAAACUGCUCUCGUAGGUCGGACGUCAGCUCUUCAUCAGGGCGCCGCAGCUCGAGGCGGUCACGUGACUUCAGAAAAUCAAACUUUAUUAACAUCACGUUUCUGAUCCAAUGCACAUUUUCUGCUCGACAGAUUUAAAUAAGGUGAAACUGAAUUUCCAUUUGAUUUGAUGUUUGACAGAUUGAAGGUCGACCACAGAUCAACUGAGGUUUUUUAUUUUAAAUAAAAAGGUUCUGUUUUUAAAAGUAAAAAUGUAUAAGCACUUUGAAAAAAUUAGGAUUCACCACAGAGCUAAU